Messenger RNA from Magnolia sinica, 3302 nucleotides. Its product is annotated as copper-transporting ATPase RAN1. NCBI's taxonomy places the organism in Eukaryota, Viridiplantae, Streptophyta, Magnoliopsida, Magnoliales, Magnoliaceae. Gene Ontology annotation, molecular function: ATP hydrolysis activity; copper ion binding; ATP binding. The record is from RefSeq and is a predicted model, not a curated record. Gene Ontology annotation, biological process: monoatomic cation transport. The transcript is spliced from 9 exons. The coding region runs from base 55 to 3084 and encodes 1009 amino acids. Gene Ontology annotation, cellular component: membrane.
CUCGGGAAAGAAAUCUCUCUCUCUCUCUCUCUCUCUCUCUCUCUCUCUCUCUCCAUGGCGCCGAACCUCCAACUCACAGCGCUCGGGCGCAAAUCAGAGCCGUCUAUCUCCGCCCGUCCCGAUUCCGAUGACGAUCUCGAAGACGUCCGCCUCCUCGAUUCCUAUGAUCGCGGCGGCGAUGGACAGGCAGGAUCGGACGGUGGAGAGGGGAUGAGGAAGAUCGAGGUGAGAGUCACCGGCAUGACGUGCGCCGCGUGCUCCAACUCCGUCGAGGCGGCGAUCGGGGCCAUCGACGGUGUCCGCAACGCCACUGUCUCCUUGCUGCAGAACAAGGCCCACGUCGUCUUCGAUCCUAAGCUGGUCAAGGGUGAAGAUAUUAAGAUUGCUGUUGAAGAUGCAGGGUUUGAGGCAGAGAUUCUUUCAGAACCUAGUAGUAAUGAUAACAGUCAUUCAAAAUCACAAGGGACCUUGUCAGGGCAGUUCAGGAUUGGAGGUAUGACAUGUGCUGCCUGUGUAAACUCUGUUGAAGGAAUUUUGACAAAGUUGCCUGGUGUCAAACGAGCAGUUGUUGCCCUGGCAACUUCACUUGGAGAAGUUGUGUAUGAUCCUACAUUAAUCAGUAAAGAUGAAAUAGUUGAAGCAAUUGAAGAUGCUGGUUUCGAUGCCGCAUUUCUACAAAGCAAUGAGCAAGAUAAAAUCUUCCUAGGAGUAGCUGGGAUUUCCACCGAAAUGGAUCUGCAGCUUCUAGAAGCCAUACUUAAGAACUUGAAUGGAGUAAGGCAGUUCAUUUUCAACAGAACCCUUGCAGAAUUACAAGUUCUAUUUGAUCCUCAAGUUGUAGGCUUGAGAUUUAUAGUUGAUUCCAUUGAGAGUGGAAGUAGUGGAAAAUUCAAAGCACGUGUCAGGAAUCCAUACGCAACUGUAGCUUCAAAUAAUGUAGAAGAAUCCUCAAACAUGCUUCGACUCUUCACUUCCAGUCUUUUUCUCAGUAUCCCUGUUUUUCUCAUACGGGUUGUUUGUCCCCGCAUACCUCUUGUAUAUUCUCUGCUUCUCCUACGCUGUGGACCCUUUCUGAUGAGUGAUUGGUUAAAGUGGGCAUUGGUCACUCUUGUUCAAUUUGUUGUUGGUAAACGCUUCUACGUAGCCGCCUAUAGAGCACUGAGGAAUGGAUCAACAAACAUGGAUGUUUUGGUUGCACUGGGGACUUCAGCCUCUUACUUCUAUUCAGUUGGUGCACUUCUAUAUGGUGCAUUGACUGGAUUUUGGUCUCCAACAUACUUCGAGACAAGUGCCAUGCUUAUAACAUUUGUGUUGCUUGGAAAGUAUUUGGAAGUUCUUGCCAAAGGGAAGACAUCGGAUGCUAUCAAGAAGCUAGUAGAACUUGCACCAGCAACAGCUCUUCUGCUUUUCAAAGAUGAAGGAGGAAGAUAUACCAAAGAACGAGAGAUAGAUGCAUUGCUGAUUGAGCCAGGUGACAUAUUAAAAGUUCUUCCUGGUUCAAAGGUUCCAGCCGAUGGUGCAGUUGCAUGGGGCUCAAGUUUUGUUGAUGAGAGUAUGGUCACUGGAGAAUCAGUACCUGUUAUGAAGGAGUUAAACUCUUUGGUUAUAGGAGGUACAAUAAAUUUGCAUGGUGCCCUUCACAUAAAAGCCACUAAAGUGGGGUCUAAUACCGUUUUGAGCCAGAUAAUUUCCUUGGUUGAGACAGCCCAGAUGGCCAAAGCGCCUAUUCAAAAGUUUGCUGAUUUUGUUGCAAGCAUUUUUGUUCCUACAGUUGUUUCCCUGGCUUUUCUGACAUUGUUGGGAUGGUAUAUUUGUGGUGCAUUGGGAGUGUAUCCAGAAGAAUGGCUACCAGAAAAUAGCAAUUAUUUUGUUUUCGCUCUCAUGUUUUCAAUAUCAGUUGUGGUGAUUGCUUGUCCCUGUGCCCUUGGGUUGGCGACACCAACGGCCGUCAUGGUAGCAACAGGUGUUGGGGCUAAUCACGGAGUCCUGAUAAAAGGAGGAGAUGCUUUGGAAAGGGCUCACAAAGUUAAGUAUGUGAUAUUUGACAAAACGGGUACCCUUACACAGGGAAAGGCGGCAGUAACAACUGCCAAAGUUUUCACAGAAAUGAGUUUGGGAGACUUCCUCACUUUAGUUGCUUCUGCAGAGGCUACCAGUGAACAUCCACUGGGAAGAGCAAUUGUAGACUAUGCGUACCAUUACCAUUUUUUCAGCAAGUCUCCUACAGCGAAGGAUUCCCAAAACCACCAGAAAGACACUAAAAUAUCUGGAUGGCUUCUUGAUGCCUAUGAAUUUUCUGCUUUGCCUGGGAAAGGCGUGCAGUGCUUGAUACAGGGGAAAAGGGUUUUGGUGGGUAAUCGGAAGUUGAUGGCUGAAAGUGGAGUUGCCAUUCCUACCCGGGCCGAAGAUUUUGCAGUAGAGUUAGAAGAGAGUGCUAGAACAGGGAUACUUGUGGCAUAUGAUGACGAGCUUAUUGGAGUUGUAGGAGUAGCAGACCCAUUAAAGCGGGAAGCAGCUGUUGUUGUGGAAGGACUGAAGAAAAUGGGUGUCCAACCAGUUAUAGUAACUGGGGAUAAUUGGAGGACUGCACGGGCUGUAGCUAAAGAGGUCGGCAUUCAAGACGUGAGAGCAGAGGUGAUGCCAGCAGGAAAAGCUGAUGUUAUUCGUCUGCUUCAAAAGGAUGGAAGUGUGGUUGCUAUGGUUGGCGAUGGAAUCAAUGAUUCUCCAGCCCUGGCGGCCGCUGAUGUAGGAAUGGCAAUUGGGGCGGGGACGGAUAUUGCCAUAGAAGCUGCAGAUUACGUAUUGAUGAGAAACAACCUGGAAGAUGUUAUAACCGCCAUCGAUCUGUCAAGGAAGACCUUGGCCCGCAUACGGUGGAAUUACGUCUUCGCCAUGGCAUACAACAUCAUCGCGAUUCCAGUUGCAGCGGGGGUUUUCUUUCCCAUCUUGAGGAUCGGGUUGCCACCUUGGAUGGCCGGUGCUUGCAUGGCCCUUUCAUCAGUAAGUGUUGUAUGCUCUUCUUUGCUAUUGAGAAGAUAUAAAAGGCCUAGGCUCACCACUAUACUGGAGAUAACUGUAGAAUAGUUUUGAGUGUUAUACUUGAUAGGAAGGAAAUGUAAUUGAUGUGGGUGUUUCAUCUAAUUGCUCCCACUUGCUGUCUUUUCCGUUUUUGAGGGGAUGCAUCUGUACAUGUCUAAGUCGUUUUUGUAUCAUGUUUGUUUGCUUCUUGUUUUUCCCCAACUCGAUUUGAUGAAAGUAUCAUGGAUGGGGUAUGCUUUGAAAUGGCCACCAUUUUGUGCUUC